Molecule: messenger RNA, 2768 nt
Organism: Penaeus monodon (black tiger shrimp)
Lineage: Eukaryota; Metazoa; Arthropoda; Malacostraca; Decapoda; Penaeidae
Gene: app
Product: palmitoyltransferase ZDHHC18-like
Biological process (GO): peptidyl-L-cysteine S-palmitoylation; protein targeting to membrane
Cellular component (GO): Golgi apparatus; endoplasmic reticulum
Molecular function (GO): protein-cysteine S-palmitoyltransferase activity
Source: RefSeq, a predicted model, not a curated record
AUACGCCAGAGCAAAGGUCUUGAUGGUAGAGGAGUAGUGGUAAGCACACAGUCGUCCUUCAUGGUGGAGGAGGGCCUAUACCAGCGUGUGGCCCUGGAGUCACCCUCGCAGUCCCCCACGCAGUCGAGUGACCACCUGCUCGACAACAAGUGUGUCCAAUCCAGCGCCAGUUCCUCCUCGGACAAUCUCGAUGUGACGACGCAAGAAACGCACCCAAAGACUAAGAUCAAAGGUUCAUUUACUGCUCGCCGUGGCCAAGCUAACUUCAAUCCCUAUGGAUAUGGGAACUUCUGCCUCAACUGCCUGGCUGUUCUUUGUGGACCAGUUCAGCCAAGUCUCAUUGAUCGCAGAGGUGUAGUAACACUAGAAUACCUUACCACCACCCAAGGAAAGGUCUCAGAAAAUCAAGCACCCUCAAGAAGUUAUGGCACAGUACACACAGUUCAACCUUCAAAUGGCAUAGUGCCACAGCGAGGAGGAUCAGAGGCCCCGACUGGAAGUCCAGGUGGUGCUGGAGGGGGGACAGGUGCUGUCACCACAGGGGCUCCAAAUGGCAAUGUGGCUCCUACACUGAAGAAGAAGUCGGCAUCAUCCCAGUCUAUAAAUGGCAAGGAAGCAGUGAGCAAUAGCCCAACAGGAAUUCAUCCUCAAGUCAGUCCUCUCCCAGCACCUGUGGGUUCCUCAGUAGCACCAGCCCCAGUUCACCCAGUCCCAUCAAGUCCUGUUGAUAGUCUACCAGUGGUAAGCAGCACUGGUGGUGUAGGGGGCACAUCCGGCGUCUCUACCAGCCAGUUGUACCUGCUGGAUAGUUCUUAUGACCUUGAUUUGGAUUCCAUUGAUGGUUCAGUGUCCCAGCCUUCACAUUCUGAGUCUUCUCAAUUGGGCUUGAUUCACAGUAAUGCUGUAUAGCCCCUUGAGGAUGUAGCCAGUACACUUCUUUUUUCUGUAGCAAGUGUCAGACACAAGCUGGAAUGGUGCCCUGCACUCCCUGCUGUAUCUUGUGUAUUGAUCUUAGAAUAUGUGCUUAAAUAAACAUUGUUUCUGGACCCAUUACUAGUGAUUAUUUUUGGGCAAAUAAACCGUUAUAGUAAUUUAACAAGGAAUGAAAUUUAACCUUGAUUUUAUCAGAUACUUGUGAUAUAAGUUACAUUAUUAUAAGUGAAAAGAAAAACAAAUUAGUUUUAAGUGAAUAUGUUGGCAAAGUCUGUGUGUUAAUGUUUUAUCCAGUAGGGAAAGUUCGACUUAUAUUUGUGACUUAAUCAGAUUUUCUGAAGCACAAUCAAAGAAUUAUUUUUGUUAGGUUUUAUUUUUUAGAAUGAUUUUUCCCUUGGAUGUGUAUGCCUGUAGGUGAAUAUAGAAGUUUUUGUUGAGUAUGCCUUAUUUCUUUAUUUUUGUAUGUAUUUAUAAUCAAGUUUAUGACUGAGAAUGUUUGUCCUGAGCCUUGUACAUGACAUAUGGAUGUUUGUAGACAGGAGUGUUAAGUCUUUAUUAAUUUUUUGUUUGAAGAAUUUUGUUUUGUCUUGUACUGUAAAUAUACAUCCAUUUGUACACCCAAACAUAGUGUGCACAUGUUUGUACAUAUUCUCAUACUUUUGUAUAUUUGCAUUUCAUAAAUGAAUUUUCUCAUCUUCGUUUAAAGUUUACUGUAGAUAGUGUGCUUUGAAAUGUACUCAUUGACAGGACAAUAUAACAGAUACAUGAUAUUAAAGUCAUGCAACUUUUUUAUCAUAUAUGUUCUAUAGUUUUUGUGUUGAAAACUUUAGUUGGGAAGGAUUCCAGCAGGUGUAUGUGACCAAAGUUUUAUAUUUAAUCAGCCUCAUAAAUUUAGUUACUAAUAUGAAUUGUAAGCAGAGCUGUUUUGUAUUUGUAAGGAUUUACCCAGAUAUAUGUUAUGUUCAUACUUGGCAAUAUUUCGAAAGGACAGUGAUUGCAAAUUGUAUAAAUGAUACAAACAUAUAUUUUAAUACAGAACAGUGACAAGAUUAAUAAUAAAUGUGGAUAUUCCAAAGCAACAGAGGACAAUUUGAAGGUUACAUUGUAUGGUUGUAGAGUAGGGUAGCAGAAGCCCACUCGUAUAUAAUAGGUUUUGACAGUGGAGAGUUAUUAAAUCAGAACCCUCUCUAUAUGUUUGGGUUAUUAACAGAAUUGUGGAGUGGAGUGGACAGUAAGGUGCCACAAUGCAGAAUUAAUUUGAUUACAUUUUUUUAUUUUAUUUUCCGAGUGAUUUGAGGUUGUGUAUUUGGGUUUAAUUGUUGUCCACAUACACAAGCUGUUAUUUACUUUAUUUCUGUAGAAUAUUUUCCAUUUUGCUGUUUAUAGUAUCAGUAAAACAGGACUAAGUUCCUACUGGGGUGAUGUGUUUAGCUCUUUCUAUUCCUACAAUGUCAUUAAUAUCAACAAGAGUGAAGUGACCAGUAUCUGUUGGAAGUUCUCUGUUGUAUAUCACAGGCAAACUUGAAAAGCAGAACCAUUAUGUAUACACAUCAUUUUGAGUUUGAACAGCUGAAUUGUUACCAGCUAAUCCCUGUUAUUGAUCAUACUUUGCCCAAAACUGAUUGCAUUUCUGUUAUAUUUAGGUUGUAGUUUAUACAUUAAGGGUUGUGUGGCCCCUGUUGGUACAGUAACCAGUCAUACUGUAUCAUUCUUGUUCCUCAAACUCUUGGCUUUUGGCAAUAAUUCUGACAGCAGCAACUUGAAUAAUGUAAUGUUGUAUGACUUUAAUUGUCACUGAAGAGUUACUGAUUAUGGUAGUCAUUAAAGUGUUUAUU